AACGGCGCCUCCACCACGCGGAGCAGCCUCAACGUAAACACGUUCGGGGAUCGAGGUCGUCGGCAGCAUGGGUCGUGCAGCCAAUUACCACUUAAAACCAAAGAAAGGACCGGGGAGAAAGGCUAAAAAACAGCAGGCGCCGGUUUUUCAAUUCAAAGAUGAAGAUGGAGAAGAAAAGAAGCUUAGUAGAAGACAGAAACUUCGGGCCAAGAAACGAAAGCUGAAAAAUAAAGAGCCAGAAAUUGUUGCUCCGAAGAAAGCCAGGAAUUGGGCACCAGAAUCAGAAGAAGAAGAUGCUGGUAGCGAUGGACAACAGCUCGACUCCCCAGAAGUGUCAGAUGAAGAACUGGAGGAACAGACAAGUGGAAAACCAAAAUCUACUUUGUUUGAUGAUGACGACGAUGAUGAUGUGAAUGGCUUUGAUGAAAUGGACGAUGAUGAUGUUGAUAGCUAUGAUGAUUUCGAUGAAGAUGAUGAUUAUGAUGAUGACAUUGAAAAACUAUCCAGAAAAUUGGAAAAGAAAAAGAAAGCUGAGGAUGCUGAAGGUGAUGCAUAUAUGGAAGAAGCAGCUGGGAAAAUUGAAAUACAGAUUCCAACAAUCGAGGAAGUGGAGAAAGAAUUGUCAGAAAAUCCCGACCUAGCAAACGUCCAGUCUCGCAUCAAGGACAUUGCUUUCAUACUCUCUGAUUUCAGUAAUAGAAGAGAAGAGGGGAGAAGUCGGUCUGAAUAUCUAAGUAUCUUUCUGAAGGAUCUCACCACGUACUACUCGUAUAAUGAGUUUCUCAUGGAGAAGAUCUUGCACAUGUUUGGCGUCACAGAGCUAGUGGAGUUCCUGGAGGCUAAUGAGCGUCCAAGACCAGUGACCAUCCGCACCAACACGUUGAAAACGCGACGAAAGCUCUUGGCCAGUGCUCUCAUCGACCAGGGUGUAGAUGUUGAUGUAAUUGCAUGGUCAAAGGUGGGCCUCAUUGUUAUGCAGACACCGGGAUCAGUAGCACUGGGAGCCACACCACAGUACCUUGCUGGACAGUACCUUUUACAGGGAGCAUCAAGUUUCCUUCCAGUGAUGGCUCUGGCACCCAAAAAUGGAGAAAAAGUGCUUGACAUGUGUGCUGCACCUGGUGGAAAGUCAACACAUAUCGCUGCUAUCAUGAAAAAUACUGGUAUGAUUGUCAGUAAUGAUGUACAUGCUGCUCGAGUUAAAGCGCUUGUGGGCAACUUUCACAGAAUGGGAAUCACCAAUUCCUUGAUUACCAACAUGGAUGGACGUAUGUUUGCCAAGAAAAUGCCAGGAGCCUUUGACCGCAUUCUACUAGAUGCGCCCUGUUCGGGCACAGGUGUCAUCAGCAAAGAUGAGAGUGUGAAGAUUACCAAGGAUGCCAAGGAUAUUCAGAGAUGCUCUCACCUUCAGCGAGAACUCCUACUGGCGGCUAUUGACUCUGUACACAAAUACAAUGGAGAAAACGGCUAUGUUGUAUAUUCCACGUGCUCCAUCUUGGUGGAAGAAAACGAGGAAGUUAUUGACUAUGCCUUGAGGAAGAGGAAAGUAAAGCUAGUGCCAACAGGCUUAGAAAUUGGCAAGCCAGGAUAUAUUCACUACAGAGGGCACAAGUUUGACCCUAACAUGCAUCUGUGCAAGCGCGUGUACCCCCAUUCCUAUAACAUGGACGGCUUCUUUGUUGCAAAGUUAAAGAAACUGGAUGACGGACCAAGAAUUACUGCACAGGAAGAGACGACAGAAGAGACAGCAGAAGAGAUGGGGGGAGGAGACUGAGCAAAAGGAAGAAGAGGCAGAAGAGAAAGAAAAGAAAGCAAAGAAAGGGAAGAAAACAGGGAGAGCAUUAAUUGGAAAGAAAGUGCUGACUGGAAAGAAAGUCUUGAAUGGAAAGAAAAUAUUGAAUGGAAAGAAAGCAGUGAAUGAAAAGAAAGCAGUGAAUGGAAAGAAAGCAGCGAAUGAAAAGAAAGCAGCGAAUGAAAAGAAAGCAGUGAAUGAAAAGGAAGUAUCUGAUGAAAAGAAACUUGUAAAUGGAAAGAAAGUAUUGAACGGGAAGAAAGCAGUGAAGGGAAAGAAAGAAAUGAAAGAAGUCAGUGAUGAAAAGCAAGGAGUGAAAGAAAAGAAUGGAGUGACUGGAAAGAAAGAAGUAAAAGCAGAGAAAGAAAUGACGGGAAAGAAAGGAAUUAAAGGGAACAAAGAAAAGAAAGGGAAAAAAAUGAAGAAAGUGAAGAAAUGAUUGUAGAUAUUAGUGUAACAAAAUAAAUAAAAAAGACUGAAAGUGACUUUAUAUAUUUGAUUACCAUUUUAGGUCUGGUAAGAUAGAUGUGGAGGGAAAGUGUUACUUAUAGCACAGGUAUACAUGUUUUAGGUAUUCGUUAUAUGUGAAUUUUUUCAUGUUUGAAUUUGACACUGUAUGAAAGUUAAUGCAAAGGUGAGACUGGAGACAGAGGUUAUGCAAAUGAUUGAUAUUUAAAACAUGUAAAAUUUAUGUUACAGAAAAGUGUGUUGUUUGCAAGCAUUUUGCAUCGGAAGUAUUUUUCUAAGUGUGAAAGAAUGUUUCUCACGGUGUUUCUGUUAAUUUACAUGGUGUAAUAUAGUUUGUUAUGUUUUACAGGUAAUUUUAAACACUUUUUUUCUUUCCAGUAAAAUGACUGACACAAAUUCUCAAGUUUUAUCCUUCCCAUGGAAAGUAAAUAUAUGUAUAUAUGUAUGUUGAA
This is a messenger RNA of Penaeus monodon (black tiger shrimp), 2712 nucleotides long. RefSeq names its product probable 28S rRNA (cytosine(4447)-C(5))-methyltransferase. Gene Ontology annotation, molecular function: RNA binding; rRNA (cytosine-C5-)-methyltransferase activity. The transcript has 11 exons. The coding region runs from base 68 to 1774 and encodes 568 amino acids. The record is from RefSeq and is a predicted model, not a curated record. Gene Ontology annotation, biological process: rRNA base methylation; maturation of LSU-rRNA. NCBI's taxonomy places the organism in Eukaryota, Metazoa, Arthropoda, Malacostraca, Decapoda, Penaeidae. Gene Ontology annotation, cellular component: nucleolus.